Danio aesculapii is the source of this 3763-nucleotide messenger RNA. RefSeq names its product zinc finger E-box binding homeobox 1a (gene zeb1a). Lineage: Eukaryota; Metazoa; Chordata; Actinopteri; Cypriniformes; Danionidae. Gene Ontology annotation, biological process: anatomical structure development; regulation of transcription by RNA polymerase II. The record is from RefSeq and is a predicted model, not a curated record. Gene Ontology annotation, molecular function: DNA-binding transcription factor activity, RNA polymerase II-specific; RNA polymerase II cis-regulatory region sequence-specific DNA binding.
GUUUAGACACAGUGCAAAAAUCAUGGCGGAUGGCCCCAGGUGCCAGCGCAGAAAACAGAGACUGCCACGACGCAACAAUGUGAGGAGUCUUAGCAGUGUGCCGGAGGCGACCUCAGAUUCAGAUGAUGAAGACAAACUGCAGAUUGUAGAAGAAGACAGUGUUGCUGACGAUCCUGACCAAAAGCCAACAGUAUUACAGCUGAAAGCAGCACAGCAGAUCUCUGACACAUGCACACAAGACGAUGGCAGCCUGGGGCCAGACACUUUAAUACAAGAAAUAAGGGUCAAAGAGGAGUGUGUCAGUGAUGAGGAAGAUGGUGCUGAAGAUGAAGCAGCCAGUGAGGAAAAGCAGACGGAAACCGAGCCCGUUUACUCAGACGCAGCAGAGGAGCAUCAGAGAACGCCGGAGCGAGGGGUCCACGAUGAGAACGGCACUCCUGAUGCAUUUUCACACCUGCACACGUGUCCGCACUGCUCUCGCGGCUACAAGCGGCACACGUCGCUGAAGGAGCACAUCAGACUACGCCAUGAGAAGAACGACGACAACUACUGCUGCUCCCUCUGCAGCUACACCUUCACCUACCGCACGCAGCUCGUCCGUCACAUGACCGCGCACAGACACAUCCGAGAGCAGCGAACUCUUACGCAGUCGGGAAGCAGGAAAUUUAAGUGCACAGAAUGCUCCAAGGCCUUCAAAUACAAGCAUCACCUAAAGGAGCACCUGCGCAUCCACAGCGGUGAGAAGCCGUAUGAGUGCCCCAACUGUCGAAAACGAUUCUCACAUUCGGGAUCCUACAGUUCUCACAUCAGCAGUAAGAAGUGUUCAAGCGUGAUCGGCGUCACUCGUACACCUGGAGUGAAAACGACUAUAACCAUUCCCCGCCCAACUCACAUCCUUCUGAGGGAGAAGGUGGUGAACAUUACCAACAAGCCUCCGCAAAAACAGCUCACCCUCAAACAGAUCAAACAGGAGCCUGUAGAACACCAACCCAAACCUGCCUCAGCCACUCCUGCCAUGGCUGCCACCACAACCAAUGGAGUCGUGGCUCCGCAGAGCGUCCUCCAAACAUUGGUCCUGCCCACAGUCGGGCUGGUCCAGCCAAUCAGCAUCAACCUUAGUGACUUACAGAACGCGCUGAAUGUGGCAAUGGAUAGCAAUGUCAUCAGGCAAAUGGUCACUAGCACCAAUGCAAACGGAACAAGUGCUAAAAUCGUAGGGCAAGUUCCAACGCAGACACAAGCUGUUGUGUUGCAACCACAGCAGACACAGUCACAGACGCAGCCGCAGGUGAUCUCCGCUAUCUCUUUGCCAGUUGUGGGACAAGACGGAAACCCCAAAAUAAUCAUCAACUACAACCCCCAGUUAGACCGACAACUCAACACUGUAAAAGUAAACACAACACAGCCCACUGUGGGGCAAACUAAUGUGACGCAGACAAAUUCCACAACGUCUAAUGUCGCACAGCCGAAAGUGGUGCAGGUUCAUUCGGUUCAGUCCAGCUCGACUGAAAACCAAGCAUCAGGAACUGCUAAACCCACACAGGUAAACAUCAUAAAACCAGUCCAAAUGGGAAACCUCAACAAAACACCGUCUAUAAUCAAGAUAACCCCCGCACAGGCCGCCAGGCUGGUUCAAGCCCGAGCGGCACAACCAAAACUCACCCAUCAAACGUUACUGUUGGUGAGGAGGGCAGACGGGUCACAGAGCCUCGUGGUCCGCCAAAUGCCAGUCACCAAUGCCAACACGCAGGCCACGGAGUUAAAAUCAACCCCGGAAAAGACUACAAACGCACCAACUGAGGAAACGAAGGAGACUGAAAAUACUGAAAAUUGUGAAGAGCAAAACUUGACGGCACCACUAGGAAUCCAAAUCAAAACCGAACCGGACUCCCCAUCCAAAUCUGAACCAGAAAUACAGAGUGAAGGAGAGGACGAGAUGCAGGCAGAUGAAUAUGAAGAAGAAGAAACAGAAACAGCAUCAAAAACUAAUGAAGUCUCGUGCUCUGGAACGGUUCACAGCGGCGUCUCGUGUGGAGAUAACUUUCAUAAUUAUGCGUACUGUCUGCUUUGUGACAGCUGUCCGGGUAAACGUAAAAUGCUAGAGAGUAAAGAGAGUAAUGCCAAAGCGUCGCCUACCACCAUCUCACUCACCUCUCUCCUGGAUAAGGAUAAGAGUGGUGCAGCAGAACGCCUCCUUCCUCUUCUGAAGGCCUACAGUCAGAACCCGGAGCCCACAGAGGAGCAGCUGGCUCAGGUCGCCAAGACGGUCACUCCCCUGGAGGCGGUCAGCAAGUGGUACCAGAAAAUGCGCUCCAAAAGGAUACUGCUGCAGGCUACUGGCAACUCGAAAAACAAGAAAACACCGCCAUCUCCUGAGUCUCAAGAACCAACCUCAACUCAAGACACCCGCACUCCCACUCCUCCCCCUGACUCCAGCCCCUCAGAUGAGGAGCAGAACAGAAGCUCCGCCUCCCCCGCAUCUCCUCCAGCCAGUGUCUCCACCGAUGAUCUGGUCAUUGUGAAGACAGAAGAGGUGGAAGAGGAGCUGCAGUGUGAACCGCUGGACCUCUCGCUUCCUAAAUCCAGCUCCACUCCACCCGGCACCACCAAGCUGCCUGUCUCCACCCAAAAAGAGCCCCUCAACCUCAGCAGCCUCAAGAAGCAAACUCUGGCAGGCAACACCAUCUAUGUGGCACAGGGUGGCACGGGGCCAUUAAACAUUGUGUCCGCGUCAUUGCCAACGCUGGUGGCCAUAGCAGAGCCAGGCGGUGUUCCAUGCAUCAGCUCUGCAAUAUCCGGAAACAAACGCACAAUACUCAUCCCACAGCUCACCUACACCUACAACAGUACCGAGGCACCCAAUAAUGCCUUGACUGAGAAAAAGUCCAUGGUUAUACUCAACAACAGUCCGAAACUCAUAUGGUCCGACGUCACUUCUGACUGCACAUCAGAGGAGCAGAACGAUGAAGAAGAAAUGCACGUCAUAAAGAGGAGGAGGAAGAUUCUCAGUGGCAUGUACGCCUGCGAUCUGUGUGACAAAAUCUUCCAGAAGAGCAGUUCACUGCUGCGACACAAGUAUGAACACACAGGCAAGCGUCCGCACGAGUGCUCCAUCUGUAAUAAAGCCUUCAAACACAAGCACCACCUGAUCGAGCACACGCGCCUUCACUCCGGAGAGAAACCCUAUCAGUGUGACAAAUGCGGGAAACGCUUCUCCCACUCGGGCUCUUACUCCCAACACAUGAACCACAGAUACUCCUACUGCAAGAGGGAAACACAGGAGCUGCCCGAACAGAUCAGCACCUCCACCACUCCUCCAUCACAGCCCGACUCAGACGAGAGAGAGAGCGAUGAGGAAGAGGAGGAGGAGGAAGACGAUUCAUCAGCCCUGGACAUGAGCGACAUCAGAGUGGUGCAGAUAGGAGACGAAUACGAGGAUGAGGAAGAGAGCGGAGUGGAAGAAGAGACGGAGGAUGGAGGAAUGAUAAUGGAGCUGGAGCUUGGGGAAAAUGUGGAGACGGAGGAAACGAGGGAGGACACGGUUUUCACUAAUAAUGAGGAAAACAUGGAGGUGGAAACUGAGGAUUGAAUUUGCUGUGAAGCCUCAGCUCUUUACUGUGUAUAAAUCCCAGGUGUGCCUGAUUUACAGAAAACAAUGAUUCCUUGUUGGAGAGAAGGAAAAAAGAAAAAAUAGGAGAAACUCCCAACACAACUAGACUUCAUAGGACUCGGUUGUUUUGGCUUUGUUCCGUUACUGAUCCGG